This is a messenger RNA of Limanda limanda (common dab), 3488 nucleotides long. RefSeq lists its product as uncharacterized. The transcript is spliced from 6 exons. The coding region runs from base 48 to 692 and encodes 214 amino acids. Lineage: Eukaryota; Metazoa; Chordata; Actinopteri; Pleuronectiformes; Pleuronectidae. The record is from RefSeq and is a predicted model, not a curated record.
ACCGACUUCUGCCUCAGUUCUGUGUCACAAACUCACAUUCAGUGAUCAUGGCAUCAACAGGAACUUUGAUUUGGAUUUUCUCUCUAGCAGCCGUGUGCGUUACUGCAUCUUCAAAUGACACCGUCAAGAACUGCACCUCCCAAACUCCGCUCUUUGAGCGUCUAUCGGCUGAUGUGAAGGAGGCAGCAGAGAGCGGUGAGAACCUGCCGCCUGGAUGGAGUUCUCAGCAGUCAGCUGCACUCAUGGGCUCCAUGAGGCAUCUGACGGAUAUACUUCACAAACACCAGCUGAAAGACUGUCAACUUGCUGAGCCAAAGCUAUGUCCUGAAGCCCAGGUCCCUGAGAACGGAGGAUUGGUUUGUGUCACUGUCGACAACAAGCGCUACUGCAAACCUUUGUGCAACUACGGUUAUGAUUUUGGUUUCCUGAGGAGAAGUCGUUUGUUUGAUGUAUGCGGAAAUCAGACAAGAUACAAGUGGGACACUCAGUACGUCGGAGGAAACACACUGGCUGUGUGCAAUGCGGCGACGAUUCAAAUUUCUGGAGCACAGUCAGCGUAUUUUCCAAAAGAUCGGGACUGCCUGACAACCAAGAGCCAGCUGCAGGACAGCUUCUUCAAUAGUGCUGUCGCUGAGCUGAGGAGCAAAGGAAUAGAGGGAGAUACGCACGACUCCUGUCUGGUCUGUGGAUAACCAUGAUGUGGAAAACCAAUAAAAGAAAUAAAAUUGAGUGAGUGCUGGGGUGUUAAAGUUCCAAGUUCCAUAGAUGUUUCAAGUUGUAGACAUGGUAGGUCCACUGCGUAAUGUUUCUUACAAACAAACAGAAGAAAAGGGAUGAAAACACAAGCUCGUAUUUGGACUUUAUUUAAUUUAAGUGAUAGAAAAACAGAAAGAAGCAGCAAAUCCUCAAAUAACUGAAAACAUGAAACCAGGGAAUUUAUGAAAUUGUUUAUUUUUUUCCUUCCUUGUCCUACUUAGACAAAUAAAUCAGAUUUAAGGGUGGCACUGAAGACAUUAAACAAGGCAAUGACUGCUGCAUCAGAUCAGAGUCGGGUUUCAACAGACAGACGUGGUCACUUGAUUAAACUCGAUUUAUCUGCACAAAUAAUCUGCAUCUACAUUUGAUAAAUGUCGAAGAAGUGUCUGACUGCUGCCUCCUCUGCUCUGGGUCUGACUUCAUUUCACUAACAGCCACUCACCAUUAUUUGGGCGACUAUUAGUAAAAUGAGCCUGAUGGCAAGAUGUGGACGAGUGCAGCAGUUAAAAUGAGGUUAACCACUGCACCCUGUCUGCUCUCUCAGCUUUUUCCAACACAUCCAGACGUUGCUCGCUGAGGUCAAGGUUAAAAAGUCACAACGAGAACGCAGGUUCUCAUUAGGUGGCCGUUGACGUUCCACUCAUUGCAUUAAGAAUCACUUCAAUCAGAGAGAAAGUGACCCGCAGGACGACCCUCUCAUUUAGACGAAUCAUCAACUACUGAAAUAUCUCAGUGGACUGAGAGACUAAUGGUGAUACACUGUGAUGUCACACGUCUCCCAUUAGGUGGCAGCAGAUAAUCUUCUCUUCUCAUAAUGUUGCUUUUUGCUAUAAUAAGGGAGUAUUAUCAUCUUUUAUUCACUCUUUUCCUUUACUUUCUACUUUAUUAUAUUAUUGUACUUCUCUUCAUGUUCUUCUUUUUUAUUGCACAGCCCAUUGCACUGGUUUAGUUAAAGGUGCUUUACAAAGAAACCCGAUUUGAGAUGAUUCAGACAGGGUUUAAUCCUAAUCUUAAUUUACUACUUAAAAAUACAUUCAACAGAUUGCCUGUGGAGUUUAAAUGUGAUCAAUGUGUCCUUUUAAUUUUUACUGUCAACACAUUAUUUUAUAUCCUUGUCCAACAAACAUGUAUUUCUUUCCUCAUCAAUGCUAUUAACUGUAGAAUAAUAUUAUAAUAAUGUAUAAUUAGCAAUUUUUAGUUUUGGAAUGAACACAGGAUUAACACAUGCACUUCUGUGUCCACAAGAAUCUGGCAAUAGAUUCAGUUUUUGCCAUUUCAACAGUGAGAAUUUGAAUCAGGACUAAUAUUCUAUUGUGUUUUUUUAAUUGAAAUUUAAUUCAGAGUCAUUGUUUCAAUCGAAAUCGACAAUAUUAAAGGAAAUGUAUAUUUGCUUAUCUAUGUUUACACACUGCUGUUUCAGAGCCUCUAUUAUUGUAUUGUUAGUGUUUGUACAGCAGAGGGCAGUAUAUAUUUACUAUUUGAAAGUUCCCUUUAUAUGAAACCACUUAUGACACAGACACAAAAACUUUAUCUGUGUGUGUAUUUGUGUUUAUUUUUAACUAUUGUACAAACUGUUGUAAUGCAAAAUGUGAUAUUUCACAUUUCAACUGUUUCUAUUUCAAGAUAGUAACAUUGUUGUUCAUGUGUUUUUGGGUUGAAAGUAAACAAGCAGAAGAGAAACGAUUUUACUGAAAUGUUGUUUUAGUUAUCUGGUAACAGCGAACAUAACUUUAAAGAUUAACAUGUCAGAAUGAAACUUACUGUUGAAACUCCUAAAAACUUAAAUUGAAAAGCAAACAAUCCUCACAAAGACUAAAUGUAUACCUUUUAUCCAGCGGGUUUAGUUAAGAAUGUGGCUGUUUGCUCCUUUCUGUCCUCUUUCUUAUAGUUGUUCGUUCUUUUAACCAAAGACACAAUGAGUGAACGGGUGUUAACCUUCUUGCUUCAUCGCUCUAACGCUGCUCAGUUCUCUGGCUGCUCUCCAGCUUCUGCAAAUAAUGAAAAGAGAAACUGAGUGAGAGACGACAAAGAAACACUUCAGACUGAGGUUUGGACAUGAAUGAGUUUUGAACUUUCGUUACCUAUGGAAAUAUCACAAAAAAGAAAAACAACUUUGUGCUCCACCUGAGCUGCUUUUGUCUGACUAAUCCUGGACAUAAAAGACUGUGUCUAUCUGAACUACACUUGAAGUCAAGACAUUUGCAUCACACAGACACUUACGGUCUGAAGGAUCUGGAUUUCUGAGCCGAGCGUCUCUCGCAGAAGCUCCACUUCUCCUUUUUUAUGCAUCUCCAGCUCCUGCCUCAGUCUGGUGAACAAAUGAAACCAGCUUCAAUUACUGAAGUUGUGGACGGAGAAAGCGUAUCAAAGAAAUUCAGCUACUUCACUCAUACCAAACUAAAGGAAGCUAAAGCGUAUUGUUAGUAUUCCUGCUUACGACACAGACUGCCCCUGCAUGCAAGAGACGUGACACGAUCAUACUCACAGUAGUUGAUAUUUAUUUUAAUAGAUUUCCCCCUAAAGUCUGGUUUGAAAUAGUUUGAUUUAAUAAAAUGUGCAUUCAGAGGGAUGUGUUAUGAGAAUACAUGCAACAGAAAUACAUUAGGUUUUACAAAAACAACUUCAUGCUCUAGAAGCCAAAAUUUGGACGAGGAUAAGAUAUGGGGUUCUGAUAUUUUCUCACUGUCGCAUCUUUCUUUAAAUUUGUAUUUAAAUAAAGGUCACAAAUCGGA